CGUCAAGUUAAUAAUAAGUUAAUAGUAUUCCAAUGUUGACAGAAAUUAUGUCAUGGUAUGCCUUCUUCACUUGUUGAGUUGGCUUGAGUGCCAAAUUCAUAACUGCUCCUCUCAGAAAGGAAGAUGGAAAGCACGUUGAGAUGAGUAAAAAGGCUAAGACAUAUCAGUAUCAUGACUGGGUGUCUCUUUUGUACUCAGUAUUACUCAUUGGACUGUUUGCGAUGAUCUACAAAGAUCAUGGCUUUGAGCUCAACAGACCAGGAACAGAAAUAGAUAGACACAUAAUGAUUCUUGGAGUGGCCUGGUACACCUUUGAUUUGAUUAUCAAAGCUUAUGCUGGAAUCAUCAACAGCUUUGUGACUGCCCAUCACAUCUUUACAGUGCUAUCCAUGUUAGGAUGAUAUAUCCGAAAUGAAACACACGCAUUUGGAGCUGUUGCUUUAUUUAUUAAUGACGCAUCAAUGAUUUGAUUUGUCUUAAAAAGAACUUUUGAAAGGAUGAACUUGGAGUUAGACGAUGAUAGGUUCAAGAUAAACUUCAUCAGCCUUACCAUUAGCUUUGUGAUUACUAGAGUCUGGGGCAACUUCUGGCUGCUCUAUACUUAUGCCGUGAGUAUCGGAAAUAAUCCUCUGAUAAUUAUUUUGAAUUCUCCAACUGUUGCCUUUGGAGCUAUAAUAUCUAUUAAAUUCCUGAGCAAGUUAUGGAAGCAUAUCCCGGAAUGGAGCUCCAACCCAGAGAGAGUUGAAGAGAUGGCACUAUGGAAGAACGUUAGAGUCAUGUUCAAGACUUAUAACAGCAGAGGGAUGCUUAAGAAGUUGGUUGAUUGCGCCAUUUACAUAGUCUCUGUUCUCACUCCGAUCGCUCUUUCUAUUUACUUCAGCUACUCUAUAGGCGUGUCUGAAGAUAAUUAAUUUGUUUCUAAAAUUACGCUGAAAUAUUUUUUGAAAAAUUCUGCAUUAGUAUCUGGACUUUUAUCACUUUCUGGAAGGGAUUUUAAAUAAUUGGAUUAAUAGUAAUGAAGUUACAUUUAGAUGCACAUAAAAUUGGUUGAAAUAUCUAUAUUUCAAGACGAAAUCUUAUGGCAACCGAAAAAGCCAAAAAAGCUUGUAAAAAUUUAAAUUUGAACACUUCAUUUCGAUCUAGGGUAUCACAGUGAUCUCUUCAUCCAGAUUAAAGGUAUGACGUAAUUUUUAAACCCAUUCUCACUCCAAAUCCCCUAUGUAUUCUAAUGUUAAACCCUCAGAACCCCCAGAAUCCCCUCUCCACCUCCAAAGCACCUCUCUCACCCACAUUUCCCUUCUUCAGUCCCCACUAGACGCCCUCUUCUUCCUC
Messenger RNA from Moneuplotes crassus, 1332 nucleotides. NCBI's taxonomy places the organism in Eukaryota, Ciliophora, Spirotrichea, Euplotida, Euplotidae. The record is from the annotation of a GenBank genome assembly.